AUGUGGCAACAACUGGUAUAUAUCGCUGCUGUUUCUCUCAGUGUGGUGCAUGGUCAAGUCAGUUAUUCUGUUCCAGAGGAGAUGACAACAGGCUAUGUGGUUGGAAAUAUCGCACAAGAUUUGGGUUUGGAUUUACAGAGACUGAAGUCGGGGAAAGCCCGUAUUUACACUGGAGAUAGCAUGGAAUACCUUCAACUGAACAAAGAGAAAGGACUGCUUGAAAUCAAAGAGAAAAUAGACCGUGAAGUGCUAUGCGCAAAAACGACUCCUUGCGCGUUGCAUCUCCAGAUGAUUCUAGAUAAUCCAAUGGAACUGUACACGAUAACUGUUGAAAUAGUGGAUGUCAAUGACAAUGCUCCUAGUUUCCAGAAGGAAGAGAUCACAUUUGAAAUAAGUGAAUCAGCUGUUACUGGAGCAGUAUUCAUGUUGGAAAAUGCAAAUGAUCGAGACGUUGGUAUUAAUGAUCUUCGAAGUUAUUCGCUUAAACCAACGGAUCAUUUCGUUUUAAAACAACACAGUCAAACAGACGGCGAUAAAAAUGUGGAGAUGGUGUUACAAAAAUCACUCGAUCGAGAAAAACAGGACCGUCUGUCUUUGUUGCUAACGGCCGUGGAUGGUGGCGAGCCACAGAUGUCUGGCACUGUUCAGAUAUAUAUUAACGUGCUAGAUGUUAAUGAUAAUGCUCCAGUUUUUCAACAGAAAACGUACAAAGCCACAAUAACAGAAAACGCACAAAAGGGAUCUAUAUUAAUCACAGUGAGCGCUACCGAUGCAGAUCAAGGCUCUAACGGUGAGAUAACAUAUUAUAUCUCAAAUAUAAAGGAUACUAUGACCGAUGUUUUCAUUAUUGAUCCACAUAGCGGUGAUGUGACUCUAAAUGGUCAACUUGAUUAUGAAACAGCCAGUCAUUACCAACUUAAUAUUCAAGCCAAAGACCACGGGGGACUGUCGGACUCUUGUAAGUUAAUCAUUGACGUAUUAGACAUAAACGACAACAAACCCAUAAUAAAUAUACUUUCUAUGUCCAGUUCCAUUUCUGAGGAGUCUAAAAUUGACACAAUUGUCGGAAUGAUUAAUGUAAAUGACCCAGAUUCUGGUGCAAACGGUCAAGUACAUUGUGUCAUCGAUGACCAAAUUCCUUUUUCCAUCACCUCCUCGUCAAACAGACCUAAUUUUUUCAGCCUGAAAACCCAACAGGAGCUUGACAGAGAACAGACUGCAGAGUAUAACAUCAGUGUAACUUGCGCUGAUAAUGGAGAUCCUCCGUUUUCCAGCAGUGUCUCGCUGAGAAUAAAGAUAUCAGAUAUAAAUGAUAACACGCCGAUCUUUGAAAGAAACUUCUAUGAGGCCUAUGUUGUUGAGAACAAUACACCAGGUCAUUCUAUAUUUUCUGUUAAAGCUAGAGAUGCUGACUGGAACCAAAAUGCUCGGGUUUCUUAUAUACUGGAGGAGGGCACUGUUAAUGGCGUGUCAGUCUCAUCAUACGUGUCUGUUAAUGCUGAUAGUGGAGUCGUCAAUGCAUUGCGUUCUUUUGACUAUGAACAGUUAAAAGGUCUCCAUUUUUGCGUAAAAGCACAGGACGGCGGCUCGCCUCCUCUCAGUAGUAAUGUUACAGUGAAAAUUAUUAUCCAGGACCAGAACGACAACGCCCCACAGAUUCUUUACCCAGUACAAACUGGUGGCUCUGUGGUGGCUGAAAUGGUGCCUCGUUCAGCAGAUGUUGGCUACCUUGUCACUAAAGUUGUGGCUGUUGAUGUGGACUCUGGACAGAAUGCCUGGCUCUCUUAUAAACUACAGAAAUCCACAGACAGGGCUCUGUUUGAAGUUGGAGCACAGAAUGGAGAAAUCAGAACAGUUCGUCAGGUCACUGAUACAGACGCUGUGAAACACAGACUCACUGUUGUGGUGGAAGAUAAUGGACAACCCUCUCGUUCAGCUACAGUAACUGUCAAUGUUGCUGUUGCGGACAGUUUUCCUGAAGUGCUCUCAGAAUUUAACAACUCAAAUCAUGAUAUGAAAUACAACGACAAUCUGACUUUUUACUUAAUCUUGGCUCUGGCUGUGGUUUCAGUACUCUUUAUCUUCGCAAUAAUUGCUAUAAUUUCACUCAAAAUCUACAGAUGGAAGCAAGCAAGACAGUUUUAUAAAUCAGCAGCUAAUCUUCCAGUGAUUCCAUACUACCCACCUGUGUACGCUGAUGGCACUUUACAGCAUGUGUAUAAUUAUGAGAUGUGUGGAACAACUGAUUCGAGGAUGAGUGACAUCAAGUUUGUCAGGCCUUAUAGUCAGAACACAAUGAUGCACGUGAGUCGAGCAGGAACUCUGCGAAGAGAAAAUGAAGAACAGGAGAAGAAUGCUGAUUUGUCUUUAGAGGUGAGAUUUUUUAAUAUCUUGUUUGCUGGAUAA
Chanos chanos (milkfish) is the source of this 2406-nucleotide messenger RNA. Its product is annotated as protocadherin gamma-A11-like. NCBI's taxonomy places the organism in Eukaryota, Metazoa, Chordata, Actinopteri, Gonorynchiformes, Chanidae. The coding region runs from base 1 to 2406 and encodes 801 amino acids. Gene Ontology annotation, molecular function: calcium ion binding. The record is from RefSeq and is a predicted model, not a curated record. The transcript has a single exon. Gene Ontology annotation, biological process: homophilic cell-cell adhesion. Gene Ontology annotation, cellular component: plasma membrane.